AUGUUCUUCAAAACCAUCCUUACCUAUCUCACCCUCACCCUCACCUUCAACCUCAUCACCCUCGGCGCAGCUAUCGCCCUCCCCAGAAACAUCAACACCGUCCUCGACAAGCUCACCGAACUCGGCAGCCUCGAAGGCAAGGGCCCAUUCCACGAGGCGGACAGCAAGCAGGUCAAGGAUAUCACCGUGGGCAUGGGCGACGCCAUGCCAAAGACUUUUGAGCUGUUCAGGAACAAGAAACAAGAUUUCGAGGGGGCCUAUCUCCGCGGCGUGAUCUACUUCCACCUGAAAAGUCUUCUGACUAGAACCGAGAGUCUGGCCGACGCCUUGGGAGAGAGAAUGGCUGAGAAGGAUAGGGAGGUUAUGGACGGGGUUGUUGAGGACGUGGUUGAUGGGUAUGAGAAUGUGAUUGAUGAGUUUGAGUAUUGACGGGUUGACUGAUUGACGGAUUGAUUUCUUGAUUUAUGAUUGAUUGGCUUAUUGUGGAUGAUUUGAUGGGUUAGUUGGGUAUUGGGAUUGGGACAGAUUGAUUUAUGGGUUGAUUGGAUAUUCAGAUAGGAAGAUGGAAGAUGGAGAUGAAAGAUGGAAGAUUGGUUGUUAGGAUGGGAUAUGUUCUGCAAGUGUUGUUAUGGUUCUAUGUUUUUAUUCUAUCACCUACAUGAUAGGUAGAUAGUACUUUCAAUCCGAUUGAUG
Molecule: messenger RNA, 693 nt
Organism: Aspergillus campestris IBT 28561
Lineage: Eukaryota; Fungi; Ascomycota; Eurotiomycetes; Eurotiales; Aspergillaceae
Exons: 3
Coding region: 1-429 (142 amino acids)
Source: RefSeq, a predicted model, not a curated record